This is a messenger RNA of Dermacentor andersoni, 5534 nucleotides long. RefSeq names its product GA-binding protein alpha chain-like. Gene Ontology annotation, cellular component: nucleus. Gene Ontology annotation, molecular function: sequence-specific DNA binding; DNA-binding transcription factor activity, RNA polymerase II-specific. NCBI's taxonomy places the organism in Eukaryota, Metazoa, Arthropoda, Arachnida, Ixodida, Ixodidae. Gene Ontology annotation, biological process: cell differentiation; regulation of transcription by RNA polymerase II. The record is from RefSeq and is a predicted model, not a curated record.
UUUGGUCUGCAAUUUCCUGUUUAAACCGCGCGGCGUAAAAAAAGUUGGUUUGCCUCCGACGCUGGGAUGACUCGGCUACAUGUCGUAGAGCUGUGUGCUGCUUGAAGUGUUAUGAAGCGAGCCGCACUGGCUGAGAUGGCCCUGGGAGAAGAGGACCGAAAGGCUGAAGCAGGAGGUGGCUGCCAGGAGAUUGUCAUCGAUGGCACCACCAUGCUUGAGGCUGUGGAGGCCAUCGUCUCAUCGGACGAUGGCACCACCACCAAUGUCAUUCUUCAGGACUCCACUGGGGCUACUCCUUCGGGUCUCUUCAACCAGCUUCAGGAGGGCCUUCAAGUUGGGGUAAUUGCCCAGCACAUGGACAUCACUGAGCCGCUUAGUACGCUGCGGACGCUGCUGGAACAGCGCCUAGGAAUCAGCUUGCAGGACUAUUCCUUCUUUCUUCAGGACACCCAAGAGCUGAAUGCCACAAAGAAUUUAGUUGACCAGUGUGUGCAAGGAGAGGGGCUUGUGCAAGUCAACGUAGAGAUCACCAAUAAGGACGAUGUGAAGAAGAUAAACAUUGUGGACGUGCUAAAGCCAGCCGAAGAGAUCCUUGCAGUGGCCCAGAAUGUGAUGCCACAAGAGGAAUUGAUAGGAGAGCCUCCUGUUGUACGUAAAGUAGUACUGCCUGAAAACGAAGAACCGGAGAAUGUAACACGGUGGAUUGUCUCCGGCGAAUUCAAGAAGGAGCAAGAUAAAUACAAGAUACCGACUGACCCAUCAUCAUGGAAGCUCGAGCAUGUGCAACGAUGGUUUCAGUGGGCAUCGCAACACUUCAACCUGCAGAAUGUCAACGCAGACGACUGGAACCUGACAGGAAAGCAGCUGUGUGAUCUCAGCCACCCAGAGUUCGUUCGACGUGUGUCCUUUGACCCUGGCGAUAUCUUUUGGACACACCUCGAACUGCUCCGCAAGUGCAAAAUUGUAGCUGUGAUUCAGCAGCCCGUGUAUGUUCAGCCAGCCCCGCAGGUGAUUGCCAUCCAGAAAGCUGCAAGCCAGCCGGCUCGGUCGCGAAUCAGGGUACCCAAGCUGUCGCCUAGAGUAGCAUAUGAGGGGUCACCUGGAAACAGAACAGGCAACAAUGGCCAGAUCCAACUGUGGCAGUUCCUGCUGGAAAUGCUGACGGAGCGGGACAGCCGUGAGUAUAUCCAGUGGGUCGGUGACGAGGGUGAGUUCAAGCUCAACAAUCCCGAAAUGGUGGCCCAGCUCUGGGGAUUGAGAAAGAACAAGCCUACCAUGAACUACGAGAAGCUCAGCCGUGCUCUUCGGUACUACUACGAUGGUGACAUGAUUGCUAAGGUUCACGGCAAGCGUUUUGUAUACAAGUUUGUGUGUGACCUCAAGCAGCUGGUGGGCUACAGUGCCUCCGAGCUGAACAGGCUGGUGCUCGAGUGUCAACAGCGACGCAUGGAGAAGCUUGGCGGCAGCAUUCUAUCCAUGAGCACCCUGGAGGUGCCGACUGAACAGGACGACACGGAGGACCUCUGAGGCUGGGCUUCACAGAGGGCAGCGCCUUUCAGAGCCGACGCUUGUGUUUGGUGUGCGGACUCCUAUCGCGGCGCAGCUCCGUGCGGGCAGCCCCAGCCGAGCACUCGGCCAACUCUGCACAACCUUCUUGUGAGAAAGGAAAUUGUUUGUCGAGUGACUGACGUUGGUGCUCUUUUCUUUUUUUGCUAUGUGUUUUAUAUUUGUAGUUUGCUUUGUGAAAAAUCGGCAGUUGGGAACUGGGGGCUUUUACAGUCCGACAUGUCUGUAUCCUUAUGCACUCAUUUGGCUACAGUUUGAGAUGACUGUUUCGAUUCGUUGAGAGCUUGUUAUUAUUACAUGUGCUUGUGACCACCUGCAUGUCCUGUCAAAUAUCUGCAAUUGGGAAGACGAGGUCUCUUGUAGAUUCACCUUGAAACAUUGUCUGUGCUGUUUUGUAAAGUCGUCUCCAUUGAGCAGGUUACGGCAGCCACUUGCAAUUUUCAUAAUCCAGCUGUUCGGCCUAUAGUGCAAUGCAAGCAUUGUGAGAACACUGGACUAUGCACAAUGAUCAAAACAUUUCUUUCCAGAGGCACUUGUGGAUGGCGUUUUCUUUAGCUGCAGAAAGCUGAAUAUCAGUUGUCUCAGUUUUCGAUCCUCAAAGGACAUUAAGGGCAGUAUCUUCUCCUGUUAUCUACAGGCAUCAUGUGUUACGUGAAGAAUUUGGAUAAGUGCUACUGUUCCUCCGCCCAACCUGUUUCAAGACAUUUUAAUGGUGAAACUCUCAGAAGUAGGUUACAAGUGCCACCAAUGUUUGGGACGACAUGGCUAAAAAGUGAAAAUCACCUAUUUGUUGUUGAGGGAAAUGGUUACCUUUGUUGCUUCUUUCAACAGCGAAAGUUCAACUUUCUGAGUUGUGACUUCUUGGUUGCUCGCUGAUUCCUGGACUGCUUUCGUAGUAGAAAAUUAAUCAUAGCAUUCCAUGUGUAGAAUAAAAAGACCCUGUUUUAGUUUGCCAUCAUGGCUAAAAGAGAGAAAGUCAAUUUGCCUCACGGAAACUUUGUUGCCAGCCUAAAAGGGGUGUCUUCCUUGAUUUCAAGCAUACCUGCCAACCCGUGAAUGGUAAGAUUCAUUAAAAUUCAGUCAUAACAGGGGAGGAGGUGGAGAAGCUUGCUUUGAGCGUGCACCUUUCUUUUGCAGGAUACACACGCACUUUAUUUAGUGAGAAGCUAUAGACACAGCAGAUACUGAAAAGCAAUGCAUUGCAUUUAGAUAACUAUGGCAUUUCCAGUGGUUUUUCCGCUGCAGAUUUUGCCACUUUCAAGAAUACGUCUUGAUGAAACUUGCACGAUGCAUAACUGCUCAAUCUCAAAGGUCAUGAGAAUGGCACAGGUAUUAGAUGACACCUCAUUCACAGGUUUCAAAAUUUUUCAUGGACAGAAUCUAUUUUUCGUAACACUUGACGAAAUGUUAGUAAAAUCGUAGGACAGGCUCAAAUCUGUGCACUUUACGAAAAAUUUAGGAGUUGGAAACAAUGAUUUCAAGUGCCACCAGACAGAGAUGUUUGUUGUGCGCAUCCUAAUUGUGAUAAUAGCGGUACAUUAUGUUGCAGUUUUGAAAUGAGCUGUAAAAGCAUUCCUGUAAGUUGUUCUUCAUGGCACAUGCUCCGUAGUCGUCACCGCAUGUGCAACUGAAGAAGGGUAUUGUGGCAUGUGCGAUUCUUGGUGCUGUCUCUGUGGCACACUUGCCGUCGUUCCAAGUGCAGUUAGGAUUGUGCUGAAAGUGGGAAAAGUUCCCAUGGUACUCACGUAAUAUAAGAUGGCAAAGUGGUAUCACUUCGGUCUUUUAACCUGGUGAGUUGAUACCACUGCUGAUACUCAACCUAAUGUCUGACGAAAAAAAAGAGAAAGAGCAUGCAAUUCAGUAACAUUGAGGCAUGGUGUUUAUUGCAGGCUUGUAUUGAAUCUUGGCCAACAAUGCAGAAACACAUUAAAAACGGAAAUUCUUGGACAAGCUUCAUGUGUAGGUUUAAUAUGCUUCAAUGAACUAUGUUUAUGCAUGCCAUUUAUCUACAAGGGAUCAUUGAAUUGUGGUUUGGUGUGUAUUGGCAACACAUGCUAUGCGCAUAGGAAUCAGAAAGUGUAAUAUACAUAGGAGGCAGGGCCAGCUAGGGAAAGGAGUCAUGCUAGUUGUUCUUUUGAUUUUUUUUUAUGUUGCAGCAGACCCUUCAGAAUAGCGUUAAGCUGGCUUUUCUGCAAUGCACAUUAACUCGAAAUGAUGGGUCAUGCAUUGCUAAAAUGCUGAUUAAAGCAUAGCUUGUGCAUUGUUAUUGGUUUUGUGUGCUUCUUCCCAUCAUACUUUGCACACAGAAACAAUAAAAUUGCACCAGGUGUUCAGUAAUUGCCAUUUUAACUAUGUUCUGGCUGCCACAUUUUGAUUUUGGUCAUUUGUGUAUUGCGGGAAAACCCAGCUUGGCACUUUUCUAAAACAUCUCGUAGUUUUUUGUGUGAAUGUUGGCCUUGUGUAGCUGUCCUUUCUGUUGUUAUUUGUUACAUUAUGAUAGCUUACGAAUAGUCUAUGCACUUUACUGCUUUUGUUCUUGCAUUUAUUUGUUCAUCAUGAGCACUUUUGUGUCAUUUUAUGUUGUUCCCUUACCAUUAUACUCUGUUUCUUCAUUAAAAAGGUAAAGUAAAACUAACUGUGAGUGGCCCACAGUGCUAUGGCAAAACUUGUUUUGGUCUAGUAGCAGUCAUGAUUUUUGCAAAUAUUCGAAUCAGUACAACACUUUUCUUUGGUGCAGAAAUGUGCCACUAUGACACUUUGAACUACAUAUACAAAUGAACUAUUUUAAAUUGCUGAGAUUUGAAUAGGCAUGGUUAAUGUUUAGUUUCUCCUCAUUAGUGGUAUGCCACUGAACCUUGACCCAAGUCAGGAUGUAGAGUGAAGAGACUGCCGUCUAUGGGGAAUAAUAGAUAUUUACGCAGUGCAUAGCGCUCGACUAUACCUAAUGCACACUUGUAUGUAGUAAUGUUUACGGCUGAGAUUCUGGUAUUAAGCAGUGAGCCAUUGCUAAAGCUUCGGUAACUGUUAAGUUGCUGUUUGUGUUGUAAAUACCUGCGAUGCACGUAUUGAUGGUGGCCUUUGUAGAGAAAUGUCAUUUAGAUAGAACCAAUGCAAUCUUAUCAGGACUGCAUUUUUUUAACAUAAAGAAAAGAAAAAUAGCAGACGAGAAAAAUUUGAAAAAGGUAACAGAGCCAUACUGUGUUUGUGUGUUGUUAUUCAAGAAUAUCCAUAUUUUUAGUGCACUGAGCUCACGGUUGCCCACCCUUAGGGGAACAGCUCUUCAGUACAGUUGAACUUAAAUAUAACAAACACAGACAUAAUGAAUUGUCUACUAAGACAAAGUAAAUUUAAAAUGUGUCUAACCGAUAUCGCCGUGUAGAGGGGAUAAACUUAUAAUUAAUAUCAGCUAUAUCGAAGGUAUUCUCAUGUUGGACGCUCAGAGAAGUUUAAAUUUGGCCUCAGCUCAGCAAAGUGAUCUUUUAUUAGAAGCAUGCCAUAUGUCACUUUUUUCAUGAUGUAGAAGAAAUAUUGAAGUUAUACUGAAUUGCACUAUUAAUGAGAUGUUCCCUCUGACUUUUAGCAAUGCUGUACUAUAUCUUAUUUCCAGCAUUUCAAACUGCUCUAUGCCCUUAAUAAAAUGCACAGUCUUGUGAAAACUAGGAAAAACUAAAGGGCCAUCUUGAAAGCAUGUUUGUGAUGGCCGAUUCUCUAAUUAUCAUUUUGCUGCAAUUUGCUAUGUGGCUCUUGGAGGGUUAGUUGGGACGAUGUUUGGUGUACACUCACUUCAGCACGAUUGCUGUGAAAUGAACCUGGUUACAUGGGCAUUCUUGCUUUGUUCAUAAAUGUGUGCUUUUUUUUUUGUAAGGUGUAUUCUGUCUCUGUCCUGCUGUUGCAUUACAGUGGACGGUGCAAAAACAAUGUUUGCUUAUUAAACGUGCUGGUUCACGCAAGCACAAGUGUUGAACAGG